Molecule: messenger RNA, 396 nt
Organism: Blastocystis hominis
Lineage: Eukaryota; Bigyra; Opalinata; Blastocystidae
Exons: 2
Coding region: 1-396 (131 amino acids)
Source: RefSeq, a predicted model, not a curated record
AUGCCGGAGUGGUAUUUCACGAGCACUCGAGUGUCGCGGAUCAAAUGUUUCAUUACGGACAUGAUGGAGCCGUAUGUGAUGGUGAAACACACGCCGAAAACACCGUUGUUUGAUAGCCGUUUUAUGGAUUAUGGGUACGAUAAAGUGGCACUAAUCGAAGAAUUCCGGCAGCGGAAUUAUAAAAUGAUGAUUCUGAACAAUGCGUUUGCGAUGGAUUAUCCGCAUCCGUUUUCGAAAUUUAAAACGGUGUACGCGCAAGAAGAGGUGCAGGGGAAGAUGGAGAAAGUUUACAGGAGUAUUUUGAGGAGGUUGGAGAGAGAGUAUGGAGGAAAGCCACACUUUCCGAUUUGUAAAAGGAUACAGAAGAGCUAUUAUGAGCCAAUACCAGAUGAAUAG